Messenger RNA from Paramecium tetraurelia, 1488 nucleotides. RefSeq lists its product as uncharacterized. The record is from RefSeq and is a predicted model, not a curated record. The transcript is spliced from 4 exons. Lineage: Eukaryota; Ciliophora; Oligohymenophorea; Peniculida; Parameciidae.
AUGUUUGAAGAUUCCUUAUAUGAGGUUUAAUGCUCAAUUCAUGGGAAUAAUCUAAAAAUUUAUUUGGACGCCGAUAAAACUGAAACCUUUGAUAGCAAUGCACUUAAUAAUAGUUAGUUUUUUUAAGUUGCAGAAUUAAGAGCUGUCUUGCCUUACACUUGUCCAUUGAAAUGUAUAAAUUCAUUCAACAAAUUUGUUCAGCAUCUAAUUCUACCUUUUGUAGCCUUUAAUGAUAAUCAAAUUAAGUUAUCACAUGCACCCACUGGAAUCUUUAGUGAAUAAAAUAAGUUUUGGAUCUUUGAGGAGGAGUGUCAAAUUACUGUUGUUGCUAUUGAACAAUUUAUUCUUAGAUUGAUUAUCACAGGCUAAUAAUAAUAAGGUUGGAUAGAUAUGCAAUUUGAUUAAGCAUCUUUAGAUUUAUUUUUUGAUUCUUACUUUAAUGAGGAAUACGAAAAGGAAUCAAUCUAACAAAUCAUGAGAGUCAUUAAUCAAACUUAAUAAAUGCAACCUACUUCAAAAAAGGUUACUCAUCAAGUCCCUAGUUAUGUAAUUAAGAAUAAGAUAAGAUUCAUUUAAUUUUUAGAGUCACUCAAGUAGAAUCUUGAAAAUGAAUUGGCAAAUAUAUUUUAAAUUGAUGAUUUAGGUGGAUUUUUUAAUUUAUUAAAUGGAUAACAAAUCUAAAUGCCUAAUAAUGCUUUAGCCAAUCUAAAGAUGUGUUGUAUUAAAAUCACUGAAAUGGCUACCUACCAAAGAAUCAUAAUCAUUGCAGACAAUAGCCAAGAUAACUGUUUUGAGAUCCUGCUCCAAAAUUGUUAUGAUACAUAUGCUCCAAGGAGUGCUAAGGUCAAAGCUUUGGGAUAGGAUCAGUUUGAUUAUUAUGAUGUCAAUAGGACAUUUGGUUUACUAAUUUCUGUAAUGGAUUAUGCGGAUAUUCAGUUGUUAUGUUAUCUCCUUACUCAAAUGUUUGACUUAAACACUUUUGCAAAGGAAUUGGAUUUAGAUGACUAUGAUAGAUACAAGGAGAAUUCCAUUAUGAAAAAGGAAGUGAAUAGCGAGUGUUGUUAUAGAUUCUUUAUCAGUAUGAGUGUAUUGUUAAUUGAAGCUUCGAAAUACAGAAUUCCAGUGACGAUUUCAUAUUUGGGGAUUAAUGAUAAGCCAAUAGGAGUUAGACUGUAGGUUUUCGAUGAGGUUAAUCUGAGCGAAAAUGGAAUGUUUUUUACUAUCACUGCUGGAGUGUGGGAUAAGUAGAAGAAGGAAACAAUAAAUGGAUCAUAAAAAAAAAGAAAACCACCCAAGUAUAUUUAGUGCAAUAAGAUGACCACUGAUUAUCACUUGAACUUCAUUUUAUAAUCCAUAGGUUGGCAGGUCAUCUUCGAAAGUGUUUCAAUCAACUAGGACAAUUUAUAAGCUAGUCGUAUUCUGAAUGACAACAAGACUACUUUAGUUGAUCGCUUAGAAAACAUAUUAAAUAUUAUUAUAAAAAAUUGA